AAAUUUUUAAAUUUUUCAGUUUUUUAAAAAUUCUUCAGAACAAAGACUGGCGCAUAGUCAGUUAUAUCGCUUCGUACCACUCGGCAAGCAACGCGUGUGCAUGAAGACGAUUAAUAAAAACAUUUAUGGCCAAUAAUUUCAUAUAGAAAUUGCAUUUAUAGACUGAAAACAAGUGGACAAAGACGAAGGACAAAAACCAGAACUACGUCAGCAAAUACAGCACCAUAGAACUCGUAUAUAAUGUCGUUUGAAGCAGCGCUCUAUCGGCAAUUCGACUUACCUUGCGAUCAAUUCACAAAUAAAAACAAACAACAGCCAGAGGCUGAGUUAGUAACAACAACGGAAGAGGAAGAAGCUGAGCAAGAGGAAAACGAAGUGGAUAAAGACCGCCAACCUUCAUCAACUUCCCAACAACAACAAAGGGAACGUGCUGCACACUUUCCAUCAUCAGUACGCGCAGAAUUUGCAGCUAAACCACGAAAAAUCAAGCCAUUCCCAUUACCUUUUCUCCCACCAGGGCAAAAUUUCCAUAAGAGUUGCAGCGGUCACACACUAUUUCCGCCAGCAGUGCCUAACUCCAGCAAACCAACGCUGGUCGAGUCACAUCAUACGUGUACGAAUAAAUCACCUGUAGCUCAGCCGCAGACCUACAAUCUCGUGCAACAGAUAAUACAAACCAUUGGCGAAUUAGAGAAUACGAUACUGGAGGAUCGUCAAAACGAUUUCAAUUUGCGUAUUGCAUACGAGCGACAAACAGAGAAGUUAAAGAAUAUGUGUCACUCUUUAGAUAAAGAAAAAGAACGUAAUGUGCGUUUGAUGGAAUUGAUACGUGGCGAAGAUCACGCCUCUGUAUCGGAGGAUGAUGAGGUGGAUAAUGCAUUAUCACGUUGUAAUGCCACAGAGCGUUGGUCAUGCUCAUCAGAGGCAUAUGAGUCGAUAAGUCCGUUGUUGAUGCAGCAGAGAUAUGAUGAACUUUCCAUAUCAUAUAAGCAAUGCCGCCGACAGCUCAUAAAAAAGGAAAAACUACUCAAGCUGAGUCGUUGUGAAACCGAAACAGCCAAAGCGCGUUAUGAUAACCUUUUAGAUGAAUAUCUUUUGGCGCAAAAACGUUUAGAGCAGGUAUGCUUUAAAUAUCUGCAAUUACAGGCGCAAAAGAAUUUGGAGAUUCAACGCCUACGCGACGCUCUCAACAGUGCCACUGAAUGUAUUAUGAAUGCUCAACAAUUAAUCGAUUGUUUGGAUGAAGAAACGAUUACAUUAUAUAUGAACGAAAAUCUGAAUAAUGUAUUUAAUGACGAUAACGACGACAACAACAAACAUGAAACUAACGAAAUGGACUGCAUAAGAGAAUUUAAACAAAAUUUCGAGUUAUUUGUGAAGUCUUUACGUCUCUGCCAGUGGAUACAACAAAAUGCGAAUGACUUAAAAGUGGAAGUAAAAAAUCAACAAUGAAGCUGAGAAUUAACUCCAACUAUGCCGAGUUAAACUUAUAUCAAUGAGUGUGAGUGAUAAGAGUUGUUUUAACUAAAAUUUUUCGAUGAAAAAAAA
Ceratitis capitata (Mediterranean fruit fly) is the source of this 1548-nucleotide messenger RNA. RefSeq lists its product as uncharacterized. NCBI's taxonomy places the organism in Eukaryota, Metazoa, Arthropoda, Insecta, Diptera, Tephritidae. The transcript is spliced from 4 exons. Bases 241 to 1452 code for a protein of 403 amino acids. The record is from RefSeq and is a predicted model, not a curated record.